AUGGACCAUGCCACCUCUUCUUCUUUAUUUGAGACGCCAGGCGUGGGGCAAUUGUUUAUUAAGGAUACUUCAGUUGAAUGGUGGGAAGAAGGAACGCUUGUUAGGCGCUAUGUGUUUAGCAAACCUGUGAUACUUGCCGGUUUCAAACAUUGGGAAGAUUUGGGAUUGACGCUAUGCAUCAUUCUUGAAGAUUCAGUCCAUUUCUACUACCUAAAGGCUAAUGACUCCUUUAUCGUGACGUUACCAUUCCAUAUUUCUAAUGCACAUUUCUUCAAGAACGGUAUUAUAUUGCAACGGAUAAUGGAUCCGAAAACGUUGGAUUAUAAGAACAGAUUUGAUAACUACAGAUUCAUAUGCAUUUCUCACCCAAUGUCACCGUUUGGCUCUAUUCAAUUCUCCUCCCAGAUAAGUAUAUCAGAAAUGAGUACUCUAGAGUUAGUCUACUUCCCGGAAAAGGAUACCAUGGGCGUAGCUUUGUUCUACCAAAAGAAUUCAGAGCAGUUGAUUUUCUAUAGCGUGCAGCUCUUGACGGAUGAUACCGCACUCCCGCCACUGAAAUCCCCAACGCUCAACUUGAAUAUGGACUCAUCAAACUCUGUACGGAAAAAGAGUUACGGGAACUUGUCUUUAAACGUCCCAGGAUCAAGCGAUUCUGUUUCCGGUGGUCAUGUCCAACAACGGUGGAAAACUUCGGAUAUUCCUUACGGCUUCAACAAUAGUAACAACUUGAGCAACAACUUACGGAAACGUUCUGCUUAUAAUAGACGUGCAACAUCGACAAAUUGGCCAAUAGAGGAAACCAACAGCAACCUUACAAGUAACAACGUAAACAACGUAAACAGCAGCACCAGCAACAACAACAACAACAACAACAACAACAACAACUUGAACAGCGGCAGUAGUAACAGCAAUAACAAUGGAAACUUUGACAUUGCAAGUUCAAAUUCAAAGCUAGCCCAAACACCAAACAGAAUGACCUCAUCCUCUUUGGCCAAGAGAAACAUGUCUUCCAACGUGGAAAGAAUUAUAGAAAUGACGCCAACAAUUAAUGGUACGGAUAAACCAAACUCAGCUGACUUUUCUAAAGACAUUUAUCUCACUAGAAUCACCUCGGUUAAGAUACCAACUCUAUCAGUCCAAAGGAAAGUGGUCUCCACUAGACUUGAUAACAAACAGGCUAUCGGUUUGGUAGAUAAGCUGAACAAUUUGGGUAAGAUCUGGGUUUUCAGCUUAAACUACUCAGUGAUGGCCAACGUCCGGUUCAAGGCCUUUGGAUACUCUCCAAUCUCAAUGACGAAAACGAUGGACCUAAAGCCUGGAAUUGUAAUAGAUGUUUCUGAAUACUAUUCUGAUGAACUGGCUGGUUAUUUUGCCUUCUUACAGCAAGACUCUAUUGUCUUGUACAAUCCAUAUCUGGAGCUGACCUCUUCGUCAUUCCAGAUAAAUCGCAAGAACUUUGACCGUUUAUACUACAUCUCAAAUGAAUACAUGGUAAUUGGAAAUCAGGAUAAAUGGUGCAUACUGGAUACUCCACCAACUUACCCAAAGGGAAAUUCGAUAAGGUCAAUAUUUACCGGUAUUAAAUAUGUCUUGGACAAUAAUUUCCAUCUUUUUUUAUCCUUAUGGCAAGAACAAAGAGCUCUACUUCACGAUACUUCGGAAAAUGAUGAAGACCUUGAUUCUGAUUUUGGCAAAGAUUUCUUAGCUCUUCAAAGGACAAUGUUUUUGAACUAUGAUGAGCAUAACAACACCUUCAACCAUCCAUUGAGUAACACAGAUCCUUCCUGGGUAGCAAAGGUAACAAUGUGUUUACACUUAAUGAGAGAAGAAUUUCAAUUGAAUGUUUACGAAAGUCAAAUCGUAAGAAAACUCUCUAGUCUCCUUACAAGUUUAACCAGCCUUAUGAGCUGGCCAAAGAUAUGGAUUGAUUACUAUGAUUGUCCAGAUGCUCGUUUAAAUCCAUCUUCCUCAAUUUUUGACCAACCAAUAGAUGAGCCUCCUUCCAUAUUUAAAACUCUCUACAGUGCCAGACAACAAUCGCAUGUUCCACUAACGCCGUUUAUCACGUUAUCACGACUUGUCAGUGAUGAAUCUUCUUGUGAUAUUGAUGACUUGGUGACACCUUUUACCAAUAAAAUGUUAAAACUCUUCCAGUUUUUAACAAUUGACAAUAAUACUAGUGUUUUGCAUUUGUUAGGGGAGUUAAAGAUAGAUAAGAAUGAACUCGAAUCGCUUCCAGUGGGAAUUUAUGUUCCGUUGAAAAGGCUACUAUUGGAAAUUGAGAACGAAAUUGAUUCCGUUGAUGACAAUGUUGACGUCGAAAUAACUGAUAGAGUUGACUUGCAAAGAAUUAAAGACUUCAUAUCUCCAACCAGGAAAACUCCGAAUCAAGCAACAAAAUUUAGAACACAAACUCUAACACAACAGAGUGCAGAACCAAAAAGCAUCUUACAAGUGUAUAGAAGGAUAGCGGAGAAAAGUUUGAAUGUCAAUUCUGAGUUAUCUAAAGUUGAAAACUUAAACUACGACUUGGUUUCCACAAGAAAGCCUAUAUUCAACCACAAGGAGCUCUUCGAAGAUUUUGUAAAAGCACUGUCCUAUUCGAAAACGCAUAGCGUUGCUUUACCAAAUUUAAGGAUGGAUUAUAGUAGUUUACUUGUUCUUAAGAAACGAACAGCAACAACUAUGGUAUACAGAGCUUUGACAAGUGGCCUGGGACAUGCGGCUGCCUUUUUGUGCUCCGAUCCUACUUUAAAUCAGCAUGGAUUCAUUGAAGAACCUCUUAAUUUGGCAUUUCAUUUUGAUGUUGAUGAUACCACAAUAUCUUUAGAAAAGAACUCAUUUCCUGAUGAUGUGUUGAACUGGGGAGCAUUCCACAGAGGUGUAGCUAGAGGUUUAGCCUUGGACACAAACAAAAAACCUCUAACUAGUAGUUGGCUAAAUUUCAAUAACCAAGAUAUAUUAGACCCUGGAUACGGUGGAUUUCUUUUAGGGUUGGGUCUAAAUGGUCACUUGUCAGUAUUAGGCGAAUGGCAAUUGUACAACUUUUUGAGCCCCAAAAAUACUUAUGUCAGCAUAGGACUUUUACUAGGUGUUUGUAUCAGUAUGAGGGGUUCUAUGAGUCUAAAAAUGACGAAGGUACUCAGUGUGCAUGUGCUGGCGCUAUUACCGCCUGGCUCCAGCAACUUGAAUAUAGACUAUAGAAUACAGAGUACUGGGUUGGUGAGUCUCGGAAUACUUUACGAGAAUACGCACAAUAGAAGAAUAUCAGAGCUUUUUUCUAACGAAUUAACAUCAUCCAUUAAUAUUAAUGAUGAAAAUGUUCCUGACGAAGGAUACCGUCUUGCCUGCGGGAUAGGCUUGGGAUUGACAAAUAUGGGUUGCGGUGAUAAGAGCAUCAAUUCAAGCUCUUACACUGAAUCAGACGACUUUAAAUCUCAUGAUUUUGAAUUACCAACCUCUAGCAAUAUGGAUGCUGCUGACAAAGAGACGAUAUCUUCAAAUUCUGAGGAUACAUUUGACUUUUCUUUCAAAACCGGUACGAUGGAUCCAAAGAUAAUUGAUAAAUUGAUUAAUAUAUUGGUAUCAGUAAAUGACGUUGGCGAAGACUGGAUGCCAGUUAAUUCACAAUUAGGAGCCAUUGUAGCGCUAAUGCUAAUAUUUUUGAAAACCAACUGUCAGUCAAUUGCAGACAUAGUGUCAGUAUCGGAACUCAACAAAGACAUUGAUUCAGAUAUAUAUAUUCGUCCCGAUUUGUGCAUUUAUAGGGAAUGGUGUACAAAUAUGAUUAUGUGGGAUUCGUUGCCCCUCGAUUACAAAUGGAUUUUGGAAAUCUUACCUGAAGAUUUUGAUCCAGCGGAUCUUAACAGUGACAUAUUACCGGUAUACUACAGAAUAGCUGGUAGGUGUCUUUCAGUAGGAAUCAAAGGAGCUUCUUCAGGAUCAAUAUCACUCAGAGAAGGGCUCUGUAAGAUAUUAGACAUGCUGUUACCUAUGUACCAAUAUUCUCUAGAGAAAAGUGUUGAUAAGCAGCUGUUGUUCAAGGGUAUUACAACCUUAAUAAAUUGUAUUCUAAUAUCACUAAGUCUUAUUAUGGCAGGAUCCGGAGAUUUGGAGGUAUACAAGCGGAUUAGAUACUUGCAUUCAGUUUCUCAUGGUAGAAACUCUUAUCUAUAUUCUAUGUCACGAAAGGACUCAGAUGCUACAUUCGAAGAAAUUGAAGAGGAAGUUCUCAAUAUCGGCGUGUCUGAAAGGCCAAAGAACAUCGACUAUGACAACCAUUAUGGGAAAUUCAUGGUCACUAACAUGAGCUUAGGCUUUUUGUUCCUAGGGCUAGGUCACUAUGCGUUAAGGACUGGAAACAUAAAGGAUUUAUCGUAUUUAAUAAUAUCGGUUAUUCCAACGUUUAGUGCUCCUUACUACCUACAAGAAACAAAGUAUUUGUGGAGGUUAGCUAUGAGUGAAAGAUUUCUUUUGGUACGGGAUGCUCUUACAGAGGAAAUAAUCAAUGAUGUCCCAAUAUUAAUUACUAGCAAUGAUCAUAAGGGUAAUGAAUUUACCCAUGAGAUGAAAUCACCAUGUCUCCUACCUGUUAUAGAAGGGAUUACUCGUAUUCAAGUUCAAUCCCCAAUGUAUUAUCCUUUAAAAUUGGAAUUUGGUCCGAAUAAACUCAAUAUUGAUCGUUUCUUUGAAGAUGGAUGCUGCAUUUUUGUUAAGAAGCGGUCCCUCAAACAUACCACUGAUAUCGGAGAGAAAAAUUCAAAUCAUGAAGUAAGGGCAAUGUACUACAAAACCCUAUUGAAAGAGCACACUUCUAAGCCAUUGCUGAAAAAAAAAUCUAAAGAGCCGAAAGAAAAGUCCUUUUAUGAAGAGUUUUGUGAUAAAAAUGUUGAAGAUUUGGAGUUAGCAUACUAUGAUAAACCUAUACAAGAUUUUGACUUAAAUCUAUUAAGCGGAUUAGACUCUAUGGAUUUUGAGUUAGAGAUAUGGAGGAAACGCCAUGAUUUAUAG
Kluyveromyces marxianus DMKU3-1042 is the source of this 5010-nucleotide messenger RNA. It is a transcript of the gene APC1, whose product is annotated as anaphase promoting complex subunit 1. Gene Ontology annotation, biological process: anaphase-promoting complex-dependent catabolic process; protein K11-linked ubiquitination; metaphase/anaphase transition of mitotic cell cycle. The record is from RefSeq and is a predicted model, not a curated record. NCBI's taxonomy places the organism in Eukaryota, Fungi, Ascomycota, Saccharomycetes, Saccharomycetales, Saccharomycetaceae. Gene Ontology annotation, molecular function: molecular adaptor activity. Gene Ontology annotation, cellular component: anaphase-promoting complex. Bases 1 to 5010 code for a protein of 1669 amino acids. The transcript has a single exon.